AGGAGCCGCGGGACCGGAAACGGCGACGGACUGUGGGAGAGAGAGCGAGAGAGAGAGAGAGAGCGAUGGCGCUGACCAUCCGCACGGACCUGGGGGACAUGAAGCUGGAGCUGCUGUGCGAACGGGCCCCGCGGGCCUGCGAGAAUUUCCUUGCGUUGUGUGCAAGCGAUUACUACAACGGUUGUCUCUUCCACCGCAACAUCAAAGGAUUCAUGGUACAGACCGGAGACCCCACAGGAACAGGCAAGGGUGGAGCCAGCAUCUGGGGCGCAAGGUUUGAAGAUGAAUUCAGCGAACACCUCAAGCACAAUGUCCGAGGGGUCGUCUCGAUGGCCAACAACGGCCCAAACACCAACGGGUCCCAGUUCUUCUUCACGUAUGGCAAACAGCCGCACCUGGACAUGAAAUACACCCUCUUUGGAAAGGUGAUCGAUGGGCUGGACACACUGGACGAGUUGGAGAAACUGCCGGUCAAUGAGAAGACCUUCCGCCCAUUGACUGAAGUACGAAUCAAGGAUGUCGUUAUCCACGCAAACCCUUUCGCUUUGUGAUGGGGACAGGAGCAGCUGUGUGACGAGUGACGAAUUGGCCUGUGCUGAACUCACCCUCCCUGAUACACCAACUUAUGUAACUCUUACCUUGUGUCAAUUUGGAAGGCGGGGAACGACCAAUUUGCACUGUCCUGUUUACUCUUGUAAAAGUGCCGACCUGUGCUCAGCCUCGCCACCGACAUUAACACAGCUCCUUUCCAACACGCUUCCUUCCCCCACCCCCCCACCAAACACACCACACACAGACAGACUUCCUCCCCAGGUCACUCUGUUACUUGGUGGUCUGGCCAUUAUCACAGUGGCUCAGAAAGAAAUCCGCACGUCAAGUGGUAGUCGAGAUGCAGAGGAAGUGAAAAGGCAGAUGUACUUUCGGAUGAAUCGUGAGCUGGAUAACAAGUGUGUGGUGUGAAUGUGUCUAUGUGCCUUUGACUGAAGCUGAAGCCAUUCCUGUAUCAGCUUCUCUGUGAGCUUUGCUGAUGGGGCAGAUUAGAGUAUCGUUUCCACUGAACCAGACCUCACUGUAUCAAGUAAGUGAAUGAAUUAUUUAUGCCAUAAAUUUGUUGUUGAAUUGAAA
This is a messenger RNA of Callorhinchus milii (elephant shark), 1125 nucleotides long. RefSeq names its product peptidylprolyl isomerase (cyclophilin)-like 3 (gene ppil3). Gene Ontology annotation, molecular function: peptidyl-prolyl cis-trans isomerase activity. NCBI's taxonomy places the organism in Eukaryota, Metazoa, Chordata, Chondrichthyes, Chimaeriformes, Callorhinchidae. The transcript has 6 exons. The coding region runs from base 66 to 551 and encodes 161 amino acids. The record is from RefSeq and is a predicted model, not a curated record. Gene Ontology annotation, biological process: protein folding; protein peptidyl-prolyl isomerization. Gene Ontology annotation, cellular component: catalytic step 2 spliceosome.